Molecule: messenger RNA, 1226 nt
Organism: Paramacrobiotus metropolitanus
Lineage: Eukaryota; Metazoa; Tardigrada; Eutardigrada; Parachela; Macrobiotidae
Exons: 4
Coding region: 314-1036 (240 amino acids)
Source: RefSeq, a predicted model, not a curated record
GAAUGCUAGGAGUUUGGGCGGUCGUUGGUGGCUGUCGCUGACAAAGGGAUCAUGCGCUAACGCGGGCAAGUUCGUGGCUGUUCAGUUUCGAGGCGAGCGUACUCAGCGUAGCGGGACAACUAGCCAGCCGCCCGCGGAGCCCGCAGUAACCGAGCCCCGCGCUGUCUCCCGUCCCGCUCGAGUCGCGGUGCCAGCGGAAGACGCCGGCGGUGACAGCACGCCGGAAGCGGAUGGCGCUGCGUUGAAGCGCGCCGAGCUGCAGCGGCUGGUGGAGCUGUAUGAGAAUCUCGGGACGACCGGUGUUGCUCCGCCGAUGGAUGCCUGGGAGCCGGCCGCGGGCGUUGAAAUCAACAUGUGGGACAUCAAGCUGGCGUUUCGGGAUCGUCGACUGGAGCAAAUGCGGGCCGAGGAGACGGGAAUUCUGACCCGGGCGGCGCGGCAGGGCCUCCAGCAGGCGGCCGACGCCUCCGGUCCGCUGCACUUGUCCGAGGCCUGGCGCACCGCGGUGCACAGCGUCCUGCGCAUGGAAGCCGGCAACUGCUGCUACCUCGUCGAGCCCUGGAACAACGCCAUCAACGAGGAGGCCGACGGGCUGCGCUGGCUGCGGCCUUUCGUCAUGGUCUUCCAGUGCACCGCGGGCCGCGCCCCGGCUCGCAGCCUGCAGAUCGUCCUCGUCGUGCUGGGCGGCCCGCGGUGCUCCCGGGAGACCUUCAGCGACAUGGAGGCGACCCUGGGCGACGUGCACGCCUUCCUGGCCGCGAAGGAGCACGCCGCGGACCAGCUGGCCUACCUGCUGUACCGCGGUGCCCACUUCGUCUGGGGCCUCCAUCGCCGCGGUCAGCCGCCGUCGCGCCGCUGCGACGAGCCGAGCUCGACGCCCGCCAACCCACUGCCGACGAGGCGCUGCAGCAACUCUACCAGCACAUCACCGCCGUCACAUUUUGAUCGUUUUUGCAGCGACUCCUGUUGUGCGUUCGUUGGAAUGGGAACGCGGCAGUGUCCACGUGAUCCCGCCAUUCUCGCGGCGUUCGAUUAAUUGUGUGCAGUUUACUUCCGUCGUUGCGGCUGUGAUCGAUUGCUCAUCUGGUUGGCGUAUUAUGUACGUACAGUAUUGUAUACUCGCACUGCGAUUAAUUUUCACGGCCAGAUGUGUACAUUGCGUGUUUUAUUGCGCGCCUUUUUUUGCUGCUUGUACCGGCUGAUAACAUGAGCCAAGUUUUGUUGAG